Messenger RNA from Hypoxylon fragiforme, 1911 nucleotides. Its product is annotated as LIP-domain-containing protein. The transcript has a single exon. Gene Ontology annotation, molecular function: triacylglycerol lipase activity. The coding region runs from base 391 to 1686 and encodes 431 amino acids. NCBI's taxonomy places the organism in Eukaryota, Fungi, Ascomycota, Sordariomycetes, Xylariales, Hypoxylaceae. Gene Ontology annotation, biological process: lipid catabolic process. The record is from RefSeq and is a predicted model, not a curated record.
UGAUAGGUUAAUACCUCGAAGCUCGGUCUAUACCUAAGAAACAUCAUGGAUGUCAUGACAGAGUGGUGUCGAAUCAUAUUGCUACGCCAAAUGGUGUUAGUCAAGCCACCGCAACGUUGAAAUAACGGACAAAGAAGAACCUAGUCCAACCUCGGAAGACCGUAUGUAAUGAACUCUGUUCUGACAAAACAUGCUACGACGUGGUCGGGUCUCAACCGAGAGAUCAUUACCUACUUUGCUUUAGGUUUCUGUAGAGAAUACCGGGGCCAUUGGGCAAUAGAAUGACAAUACGGACUUACCGGGGUUAUAGAGAGGGUAUAUAUUAAGUCUUGACGACUCUAUGACUUAGACACAAACCAUCACAAUGCCUUCACAACUCCCAGACUCAAAAUGAACAGACUCGCCCGGUUUCUAGGCCUCGGUGCCAUUCUAUGGCAGCUAAGCUCCGCAACCCAGGCGACCUUCACAUCCCAAUUAACAACACAAGUAACACCACCGAGCCAAGACCCGUGGUACUCAGCGCCGCCCGGCUUCGAGAAGCACCCGCCCAGCACCAUCCUCAAAGUCCGCGAAGCCCCAGGCAACCUCACCACCACCAUCGGCAACGUCUCCCGCGCACUGAACAUCCUCUACACCACCACCGACUCCCGCUACCAGCCCUCCUGGGCUGUGACCACGGUCCUCGUCCCCAACUCGUUCUACACCUCCCCUUCCGGCAAGGCCGCCCUGCUGAGCUACCACUUCGCCUACGACUCGGCCUCCAUCGACUCUGGUCCCUCCUACGGCCUCUACUACGAGAUCGCGCAGCCCAACCCCAGCCUUGGCAUCCCCGCCGGCACUGACCUGCUCACCAUCUUCCUCAGCGAGGGGUGGAUAGUCAACGUGCCGGACUACGAAGGCCCGACCGCCGCGUUCGGGGCUAGCGUGCAGGCCGGGCAUGCGACGAUCGACUCGCUGCGCGCGGUUCUCGGCACGGCGCCCAUACCCGAGGCGAAAAGGGUCAACGUCGCGCUGUGGGGGUACAGCGGCGGCAGCAUCGCGACGGAGGCCGCUGCGGAGCUGCAGGUGCAGUACGCGCCCGAGCUCACCAUCAGCGGCGCCGCGAUUGGCGGGGUUGUCGUCGACUUCGCCGCGAAUUUCUAUCUCCUCAGCGGAACCCCGCUUGCCGGUGAUCUGGUGGCCGGGCUGCUGGGUGUGACGGCGCAGUAUCCCGAGGCGCGCGCGUAUCUACAGAGCCGCCUACACGCCGAGAACGGGACCGAGUUCUUAAGUAACGAGAAUAUGACGACGACGGAGUCGCUGACGUUCUUCGCGAACAAAGACAUUUAUAGCUACUUCGUGGGCGGGGCGGCGGAUCUCCAGGCGCCGGUUUUGCGGAAGGUGUAUAACGUCGAGAUGAAGCUCGGGUACCACGGAGUGCCGGCCAUGCCGCUGUUUGUGUACAAGGCUAUCGGGGACGAGAUAUGUCCUGUGGCUGAGACGGAUGCGCUCGUGGAUAAGUAUUGUGACGUGGGGGCUGACAUCACGUACGAGAGGAACACGGUGGGCGGGCACGUAACGGAGAUUGUUAAUGGACAGGAUCGGGCUAUAAAUUGGCUUAGGGGCAUUUUCAAUGAAUCUUACGUACCGAACGCCUCGGGGUGUGCGAUUCGGGAUGUGACAGUCAAUGCUACGAACCCGGCUUAGUUCCUGGCCCGUCUUUGUUCUUUCGAUAUCUCAUAUCGGCUAGGAACUUAGAUGGUUGAGAAAGCGCGGGUUAAUAGGAUAUCACUUCAUCUAUAGGUACCUAUUCAGCGUUAUAAUACCUACCUACCUAAGCAAGCCCCUUUUCAACAUACCUAGUAUGUAGGUACAUAACGUUGUGAAAGCAUCAACCUAGGGUUAUCAUAGGUACACUGGCCAAGAGUGAAG